AUGUUCGCGUCUCCGUUCGCAACUCUUCAGCAUGUCGUGCAGACGAAGUCGGCCGCUUCCAUCCCAUUCAACCUAAGCCUCAUGAUUUUCGCGUCAUCGGUACUGUGGGUGGCCACGGGUUUACUGGACAGCGACUACUUCAUCACGGGCCUCAACUUGGCUGGUGUAGUGCUGGAUGCCAUACAGAUCACACUGUACUACAUCUAUCGCCCAGGUCGAGGCGUGGAGCGAUACUGCGCAAGUGGAGAGCUACCUGUCGUCGUAUCCCCAACCUCCAAGAGUGCUGGCGUCGCGAUGACCAUCGAGAGUCCCGCUUAUAAACCCCUGUCGUCCCCGACUGUUCUAGGAAGACUUUAA
Molecule: messenger RNA, 357 nt
Organism: Phytophthora infestans T30-4
Lineage: Eukaryota; Oomycota; Peronosporomycetes; Peronosporales; Peronosporaceae
Product: MtN3-like protein
Exons: 1
Coding region: 1-357 (118 amino acids)
Biological process (GO): carbohydrate transport
Cellular component (GO): membrane
Molecular function (GO): sugar transmembrane transporter activity
Source: RefSeq, a predicted model, not a curated record